AUGGAGCCCAAUUACUUCACCUGCACUCUAGGCCAAGCUGCUGCUCUUGGAAUACAACAAGACCACAAGACGAUCACUGGGCUCGUAGACUACUUAGCCAAAGACCAUGGCGACCUUCCAGCUGUCGGUUUCCCACAACCUGGCAAUCGACCAGGCGACCCCUGGACGAACUUACUCUUCACCUUUGGCGAUAUUGCUCGAGGCUCCGAACGAGUAGCCAGUGCUCUUCUCCAGAACAGCAAACAACAUGGCACGAAACUCUUGAAAAGUCAAACGGUCGGCCUCUUGUGUCCAAGCACACCAGAUUUCCUCUUCACAUGGCUAGCUCUGAUACGGCUGGGACAUGCCGUUUUGCUCAUAGCUCCGCAAUGCCAGCCAAUAGCUAUAGCGAACUUAUGCCAGACUUGCGAGGUCUCACUCUUAUUCUACGAUGACGUGUACAAAGACCUAGCGCAGGAGUCGUCCACUGUGGCGAAGGGAUCAUUACAAGUCGCAAGCUUGCCAUUUUCAAGCAUCACACAACUGGAGUCGCUCGAGAAAAUCGGCGUAGAAGAUCUCCCCGCGCGGCAAGCGGCGAGUGAGGAGGACGUCGCAUAUCUCCACCAUACCUCCGGCACUUCCUCCGGUAUGCCCAAACCAAUACCACAAACACAUCGAGCAGGCUGCGGAGUCCUUCCGUCAUUUCACGAUGGCCGUGAAGCCGCGACAUUCACAACCACGCCACUAUAUCAUGGCGGGAUAGCAGAUCUCUUCCGUGCCUGGACGAGCCGGGCACCGAUCUGGCUUUUUCCGGGGAAGAAAGUACCCAUAACCGCAUUCAAUAUCGUGAAGUGUCUCGACCUAGCCGCAAGUGUACAUUUAGAAAGUCAGGUGGCUCCUGUAAAGUACUUCUCGUCUGUACCAUAUGUGCUGCAGAUGAUGGAAGGCGACAAUCGAGGGCUUCGGUAUCUGCAGUCCAUGGACAUCGUUGGUGUCGGUGGAGCAGCACUACCUCCUGAGGUCGGCGAUAGGCUAGUCAACGAAGGUGUAAAUCUGAUAUCGCGCUUUGGAAGCGCAGAGUGCGGGUUUUUGCUUUCCUCACACCGCGAGUACGAGAAAGAUAACGAGUGGCAGUACUUACGAGUAGCUUCCGGAGCAGAGAAGUAUCUAAAAUUCGAAUCGCAAGCGGCGGAUGAUGAUCAGGCAUUAUCAGAGCUUGUGGUGCUGCCUAGCUGGCCACACAUGGCGAAGCGGAAUCGGGAGGAUGGAUCGCUCGCUACGUCUGAUCUUUUCGCCGCACACCCGACUAUUCUGAAUGCGUGGCGGUAUCACAGCAGAGCAGAUAGUCAGCUAACGCUCGUUACGGGUAAGAAGUUUGAUCCGGCACCUCUAGAGGCUUCUCUGGCGACUUCUGAGUUGCUGGAAGAUGUGCUUAUUUUCGGGACUGGACGGCCUUACCCUGGUGCGCUACUCUUCAGAAGCGAGAAAGCUAAAGAUCUUGACGAUGGGAGAUUACUGGAUCAGCUGAAGUCGGAGGUGGAGAAGCUGAAUAAUGGGAGCCAGGACCAUGCACGAAUACCAGUAGCUAUGCUCGUGCCUAUGCCUGUACUCCAGCAGCCACUGGAGAAAAGCAGUAAAGGUACACUGCUGAGAGGAGCAGUCGAGAAGCGCUUUGCCGAGAACAUCGAAACUGCAUAUGUGCAAGCAGACGACGGCAAUGAUCUCGGCGAUGUUCCUGACGACAGACUCCCGGAAGUCCUCAGAACCAUUAUCACAGGCGUGAAGCGGAAAGGUAAGGAUCUAAAAGAUGAUACGGAUCUAUUCAGCUAUGGCAUCGACUCUGUUGCUGGGAUGCAAAUACGCGGGAAGCUAAGACGAUUGUUACCGCCCGAUGCCAAGGCCCUGCCUAUUAAUGUGGUGGAAGAUUGUGGCAAUGUCGAGAGGCUGGCGGGAUACAUCCGGGCGAGAAGGCGUGGCGACGCGGAGUCGAGUAUGUCUUCCAUUGAGCAGGAUCGUGAAUUGAUGAAGCAGCUGGUUCGGGAUGAGGCUGGGAGGUUCAUUCAACCGGGAGAGAAGGACGAUGCGGUCGUCAUGAAUGGCGAGUGGAGGAGACCACAUGGCGAUGUGGUAGUCUUGACAGGUGCUACGGGGGCGCUAGGAGCACAUGUCUUAGAUCAAUAUCGACAGAAAGACUCAGUGAGCAGGAUAUACUGUCUCGUACGCGGAGUGGAUGAGCAUGCCGCCUCGGAACGAGUCAACAAGGCUCUUAUUGCACGCAAACUACGACCGCUCGACCACGACAACAAAAUCACUAUCCUCCGCGCCCGCCUCGGUGACCCCAAGCUCGGUCUCGACGAUCAGACAUACAGGACCCUUGCUCGCGAAGCGACAACAAUAAUGCACAUAGCCUGGUCCGUCAACUUCCGAAUGAGACUCCGCUCCUUCGUCCCCGACAACAUCCGCGGCGUCACGAGCCUCUUAAACCUCGCCCUAUCCUCACCAAACAAGACACCACCAAGAUUCGGUUUCUGCUCCUCGGUCGCCAGCGCCAUGGCCUGGACCGACUCCGAUCCAGUUCCCGAAACCAUCAUAGCUCGGCCGGACGUAGCGACUGAGCUGGGAUACUCGCAGAGUAAAUGGGUCGCUGAGCAGAUCUGUCAACGGGCUGUCGUGCGGACGAGGAUGAGAGGACGGGUAUGUAUUUAUCGUGUUGGGCAGUUGGCGGGAGAUUCUGUGCAUGGGGUGUGGAACGCUAAGGAGGCGUGGCCGAUGAUGUUGAAUGCGGUGAAGAUCACGGGUACUCUACCUGAUCUAGGCGAGGAGGAGAAGUUGGACUGGUUACCUGUUGAUUCUGCUGCGAGGGCGUUGAUUGAGGGUGUGGGGAUCAUGGUGAGGGAGACGAAGGAGUCGCAGGCAGUGGUCUACCAUAUCCUGAACGAAAAUACCACACCUAAUUGGUCAGAAAUGCUAGCCUGGCUCAAGGAAACAGAGACCUUCGACAUCGUGACCCCUGCUGAAUGGGUGAAGAAGUUGGAGAGUGCUGUUAACGCGGGCUCGACGCAUCCAGCUUCGCAGCUUUUGGAUUUCUGGCGGAAGGCUUAUCUUGAGCGGACUGGGGUUGAGGCGAAGGAGGUGCAGGCAAUGAAGGUUAGCUUUGACUUGAGCAGGACGAAGGAGGAGUUGGGGUGUAUGAGGGCUGUUGAGCCGGUGGGGAGGGAGUAUUUCGGGAGGCUGUGGGGGUGGAUUGGGAGGGAGAUGUGA
Messenger RNA from Recurvomyces mirabilis, 3240 nucleotides. RefSeq lists its product as uncharacterized. The record is from RefSeq and is a predicted model, not a curated record. The coding region runs from base 1 to 3240 and encodes 1079 amino acids. The transcript has a single exon. Gene Ontology annotation, molecular function: phosphopantetheine binding. NCBI's taxonomy places the organism in Eukaryota, Fungi, Ascomycota, Dothideomycetes, Mycosphaerellales, Teratosphaeriaceae.